CGUCAUCGAUCGUCAGCCAGGCUUCCGCAGCUCAUAAGCUUCCCAGAGUAGAAUCGCCUCCUUCGAUCUCCAUUCCCUCCCCGUCGUCCGUCGAUCCUCAAAACCAAUUUCGCAGAAAUGGAUUUUGAGAACCAUCCUCCGCUGCAGCUGACGGCGGUGGCGGCAGCGCAGUUCCAAGAAGGCAUUUUCCUGGUGCUCUCUAGAUGGACUUCUCUGCAGAUGGCCGUCGCAGAGGAGUGGGGCGGCCCCACAUCUCGUAAGAAGUCCGAGGAUCUCGCUGUGCGCAUCUUCUCCUUGUUUGCCCAGUCUAAAGUAACGCUAUACGCCGAUGAUUUGGAGGAUUUUCUCGACGAUUUCAUGAUUUCUGAUUUCAGUGCCGAGCUCGACGAUGGAAGUAUUGAGGAGGUGGCAGAAAAGUUGAUGGUUAUGCACGGGGAAUGUGCGGAAGGCAACUUCAAGUCAAUUAAUGAUCUGAAGGCGACAAAUCUUGAGAAUUCCUCUGUUUCUUAUAAAAGACAGGAGGUGAGAGGUGAAGGAGAUGAUGAUAGUGAUAGCGAUAGUGUUGUUGAUGGUGAGAGUGAUUUGUUGGGGAACGAGUCUUCGGGCAUGGCAGUAGAUUCUUUUGAACACCAAACAUGUAUGGACCAAAGAGAGAUGAUGAUCGAUGAACCAAGUACAGACAUCACAACCGAAGACGGGUGGACAGUUGUAUCUUCAAGGAAAAGAAACGGUAGAAAAAAUUGAUCCGAAGUCGAAAUGGUCUGUUUUUUCGUCGUUUUAUAUAGCAAUUUGGGAGAGUACUUGCAUUGUUAUUCUGCUUAACUAGCCUUUAUGUUAUGAUUAUGUAUCUAGAUGUGGUUUUAUGUUCACUUAUGUUCCCUUGAAGUCUUAGGGUGUCUCAUUAAAGGAUCAAUUCUUUGCUGGUAUGUGACUUAAAUGAGAUCAGUGUUCUGGAUUUGAUUGAGUUUUGAAAAAAAAGUGUGUUUAUUUUUACUUUUAUUUUAUAGAUUACUGCAAGUUGUGUUGUUCCAUAAAAACUGUGCCUAUUG
Cuscuta campestris is the source of this 1049-nucleotide messenger RNA. The record is from the annotation of a GenBank genome assembly. NCBI's taxonomy places the organism in Eukaryota, Viridiplantae, Streptophyta, Magnoliopsida, Solanales, Convolvulaceae.